This is a messenger RNA of Hyaloscypha bicolor E, 315 nucleotides long. RefSeq lists its product as uncharacterized. The coding region runs from base 1 to 315 and encodes 104 amino acids. Gene Ontology annotation, cellular component: nucleosome. The record is from RefSeq and is a predicted model, not a curated record. Lineage: Eukaryota; Fungi; Ascomycota; Leotiomycetes; Helotiales; Hyaloscyphaceae. Gene Ontology annotation, molecular function: structural constituent of chromatin; DNA binding; protein heterodimerization activity. The transcript has 2 exons.
AUGGCGAAUAAUUCUGCUGCUGCAAAAGCGCUGAAGAAGAUUAGCAAAAUCGCCCUCAAGAAAACCGGCUGGCAAGAAGCUGGUGGGAUCAAAUCAAAAGAGCAAGAGCAAAAAGGGAAAGAAGUGAAAGCGCUGCAAGAGAUCAGAAGAUAUCAAAAAUCCGUCAAACUUCUAAUCCCACGACUUCCUUUCAUUUGCCUUGCCCGGGAGAUCAUUCAAGAACAGGCUGGACAGACUCUCAGAAUCGAGAGAGGUGCCCUUGGAGCGUUGCAAGAAGUGGCGAGAUCGAUGGUCAUGGGGUUCGAGAGUUCGUGA